CUAGACGAUCGUCCUUCUUACAAAGCACUCUCCUACACAUGGGGGAGUGAGUCCGACCCAAAUCACACCAUAUACCUCAAUGGUUAUCAAUUCGUAGUGAGGGAGAACCUUUCGAAUGCUUUAAGGCGUUUCCAAUCCGACAACGUUGAGCUAGUGAUAUGGAUCGACGCCAUCUGUAUUAACCAGACCAGUGAUAUAGAGAGGAACCACCAGGUUGCCAACAUGAAGAUGGUUUACGAGCAGGCCACUGAGGUAGUCGUCUGGCUUGGUUUAACCAACGAGGAGAGUGAUCUGGCAAUCCAGCUAAUAUAUGAGCUCUAUAAUCACCGCGAAUCAACAGAAUGGAUUACGGAACGGUUCUCAAAGCCAGACAUGAAACAGAAGCUGGAGAGUCUUGCGGAUUUAUUCAGACGCGAUUAUUGGUGGAGAAUCUGGAUUGUGCAGGAGCUCACCGUUGCGAGGAGAAUCGUCUUCUAUUGUGGCGAAAGUUCCAUCGAAGCAGAGUCUUUAUAUGCUAUUCAGCAACUCUUUCAGCAAAUGUCAAAACUCGAAGGGUUUCCCAAAGAUAUAUUGCUGGAUGAUCUAGUAUCCGCUAAACCAAACUUCUAUACUUGUUUACUGCAUCACUAUAAUAGAGAAUCUUCGGAUCCGAGAGAUAUGAUCUACGGGCUAGCAGCACUAGCAAAUCAGACAAGUAAAUAUAAAGUCGAGGUAGACUAUAAACUAUCAACAAGAGAUGUGUUCACAAAUUUCGCCAAACUGGAAAUCGAGACCUCGAAGAAGCUAAACAUUAUUACUCGAGUUCUUCCUGGCACAAACGUGCACGAGUUGCCGUCGUGGGUCCCAGAUUGG
Hyaloscypha bicolor E is the source of this 852-nucleotide messenger RNA. Its product is annotated as HET-domain-containing protein. The transcript has 2 exons. The record is from RefSeq and is a predicted model, not a curated record. The annotation marks the transcript as partial. NCBI's taxonomy places the organism in Eukaryota, Fungi, Ascomycota, Leotiomycetes, Helotiales, Hyaloscyphaceae.